This is a messenger RNA of Choloepus didactylus (southern two-toed sloth), 2738 nucleotides long. It is a transcript of the gene ICAM1, whose product is annotated as intercellular adhesion molecule 1. The coding region runs from base 72 to 1676 and encodes 534 amino acids. The record is from RefSeq and is a predicted model, not a curated record. The transcript has 7 exons. Gene Ontology annotation, biological process: cell-cell adhesion. Gene Ontology annotation, cellular component: membrane. NCBI's taxonomy places the organism in Eukaryota, Metazoa, Chordata, Mammalia, Pilosa, Megalonychidae. Gene Ontology annotation, molecular function: integrin binding.
UCCGUGCCCCAGUCCGCGCCCUGCAGCCCUGCGCCUCGGUGCUGCCCUCUCCGCGCCCUGCUUUGCCAGCUAUGGCUCCCGGCGCCGUGCGCCCCGCGCUGCCCGCGCUCCUGGCCUUGCUCGGGGUUCUGCUCCCAGGGCCUGGCAAUGCCCAAACGUCAGUGCACCCCUCAGCAGCCACCCUGCCCCGCGGAGGCUCGGUGCUGGUUAACUGCAGUGCCGCCUGUGAGCGCCCCUCCACCUUUGGCCUGGAGACCACGCUGACCAAGAGGGAGGUAGCCAGUGGAAGCAACUGGAAGGUCAUUGAACUGAGUGACGUGGACGAAAACAGCGUCGUCUUCUGCUUCUCAACUUGCAACAGGGUGCAGAGCAUGGCUCGCACCAACCUCACCGUAUACUGGCUCCCGGAGCGCGUGGAGCUGGUGUCCCUGCCCCCCUGGCAGCCCGUCGGGGAGACCCUCACCCUGCGCUGCGUGGUGGCGGGCGGCGCGCCCCGGCAACACCUGUCCGUGGCGCUGCUCCGCGGGGAGGAGGAGCUGAGCCGGCAGCCGGCCGUCGGGGAGCCCGCCGAGGUCACGGCCACGGUGCUGGCGCGCAGGGAGGACCACGGCGCCAACUUCUCGUGCCGCGCGGAGCUGGACCUGCGUCCCCAAGGGCUGGGGCUGUUCCGCAACACCUCCGCCCCCAGGCAGCUCCGAACCUUCGUUCUGCCAAUGGCCGCCCCGAAAGUCGAUGCCCCCCGGAUCUUGGAGGUGGGCACAUCGAGGACAGUGAGCUGCGCCCUGGAAGGGCUGUUCCCGGUGGAGGAGGCCUCUGUCCAUCUGGCUCUAGGAGACCAGAGGCCGGAUUUGACCAUCCGGCGCACCGAGGACGCGCUCUCGGCCACGGCCAAUGUCACGGCCGAGCCGGAGGCGGAGGGCACGCAGCAGCUGACGUGCACAGUGUUCUUGGGAGAUGAGAGGCGGGACAAGCGGGAGAACCUGACCAUCUACAGCUUCCCGGCGCCAAACUUGACUUUGAGCGAGCCAGAGGUCUCGGAAGGGACCGAAGUGAGCGUGGUGUGCGAGACCCAGGCCGCAGCCCUGGUGACGCUGAGCGGCGCCCCGGCUCUGAUGGGGUCCCCAGCCCGGAGGGCCCAGUUGGUGCUGAACGCCACCGCCGAGGACAACGGACGCGACUUCUCCUGCUCUGCUGCCCUGGAGGUGGCCGGGCAGCUGCUGCGCAAGAACGACACCCGGAGGCUCCAGGUUCUGUAUGGCCCCCGUCUAAACGAGGAGGACUGCCCGAGAAACUGGACGUGGCAAGAAGGCUCCCAGCAGAUCCUGAGGUGCCAGGCCUGGGGGAACCCACUCCCCCAGCUGGCAUGUCACCGGAAAGGGGACGGGGCCUCGCUGCCCAUCGGAGAGCUGAGGCCCGUCAACCGGGAGCUGGCUGGUGUCUACACGUGUCAUGCUGUCAGCCCUCGCGGAGAGGUCUCCUGCCAAGUGGUGGUGACUGUGAUCCAGCACCAGGGAAACUUGGUCAUCAUUAUUCUGGUGGCCACUGCACUGGUUCUGGGCACUUUUGGAACGGCCGCCUAUUGCUAUAACCGCCAGCGGAAGAUCAGGAUAUACAAGCUCCAGAAGGCCCAGGAGGCAACUCCCAUGAAGGAGAACAGUCCAGCAACACCACCCUGAGCCCAUCCAGGACAGGGCACCGUCUUUGUCCCCACCCUCACCUCCCACGGUGGCAGCGGUGCCCCAUUGGACAGAGUGCUGGAUACCCGCCGGUUCGGCUAUACCUACCUCCCUGGGGGCGCCAGAGAUUGGGACAGUGUUCUCAGUCAGGACACAGAGUUUGGGUGUCAUUGGACCUACACACCCAGGCCUCACAGGUGACACGAAGCUGCAGGACUGAGCCAAGACGCAAGCAAUGAUGGCGGAGGAUGCCAAAGACAGAUUGCCCUUGCAGCGGGGUGAUCAGAGACACAUAACCCACCCCAUGGGGAAACACUGAAACCCACUCCCCACCACGGGGAUGGAGUCCCCACCUGCCCACAGGACCAAGAGGCAGCAACGAAACACAACCCCCCACACGUCCUCUGACAGACACCAGCUCCGGCGCUGCUGUCCGCUGACCGUCCCCUACUCUCGAGUACAACGGACUUACUCAUUUGCCCUUCCCCCCAGCUAUUUAUUGGGUGCCUUUGACAUGGGCUAGAAUGGUGGGCAUGAUGAACAAGGUUCCUGCCCUCAGGGCCGCCAGGUACAGUUGUACUGGUUGUGCACUGUGCGAGGGUGCCUGGCAAAAAGACCAGGCAGGGCUGGAGUUUCUCACUCCACUGGCCAAGCUGCUUUCCCUCAGAUGGGGAGCCUUUUUCUAUCUGGUACAAAGGCACUGUCUGGAUUGGCAGUGUGGCACACACCGGGAUGCUCCCCGAAGCCCGUACCCCCCACACUGAUGCUGCCCUCUGUUAACCACCUCCCCACCCACCCACAUCCCCACCGGUGCUCAUGAUGACACUCGGUGGCCAUGCCUGAAAGUGGGUGUCCGCUCCACUCCUUGAGAGCUAAACCCGGGAGUCCCGUGAAGUGACACCCAACUGUUGUGAGCCCUGCCGUGUGCUCUUUGUGGCAUCUCAGCAGGACUGUGCAAGAACACAAAUUCUGCAGGUGGAUCAAGGCCCAGCAGGCAGUGGGGUGGGUGGGUGGGGCACAGGGGACAAGGCCUCAGAGGACCCUCCCCAGCUCUGGAAAUUU